This is a messenger RNA of Chenopodium quinoa (quinoa), 2153 nucleotides long. RefSeq names its product germin-like protein subfamily 3 member 4. The transcript has a single exon. Lineage: Eukaryota; Viridiplantae; Streptophyta; Magnoliopsida; Caryophyllales; Amaranthaceae. Gene Ontology annotation, cellular component: cell wall. The coding region runs from base 504 to 1187 and encodes 227 amino acids. Gene Ontology annotation, molecular function: manganese ion binding. The record is from RefSeq and is a predicted model, not a curated record.
UACUCGCAGUCCUUGAUAAUACGGAGUAUCAAGAACUAAAAACAUACGGAAAUCUAAUUACGACGGAUGAAACAUAAAACUCUAAAUGCAGGAGCUAGUGUCUCAGAUACAAUAGUACAGAUAGAUACAUCAUGCCCCUUACCAAUUAGGUAAAGAGCUGAGCAUCCUUCAUCCUAUUCCAAACUACCAGUGUUUCAAGUCCUUGUCAAUGCCUCAUCAUCCUCGUAUACUAUCAAGAUGCAAUACAAAAUUCUAGCCUUGUAUACUAAUUCCUACUUAAAGUCUAAAAAAUUUCCCAUAUGCAUUUUGGUGCAAAGGAGACUUCAACAGUUAUAUUACUUCUAAGUAAUCACACUUGAAGAAUAAUCCAACCCCACCAUUUCCCAGGAAAAAGAUCAGUGAACUCUAAGCCAAGAAAUCAAGUAUGCAUAUAUAUCCAUUUUAUGCAGCUUAUCUAGCACAUAGAACCUACAAAACCUCUAAUAAAAUAAUCUAACCUCAAAAUGUUUAGUUCAUGGCAUGUCAUCUCAUAUUUUCUCUUUGUUAGCUUCAAAUUUUGCCUAGCAGACAAUGAUAACCUCCAAGAUAUCUGCCCAGCAGCCACCCCAACUUCAAAAACUUGUCACACCGCAAUUUUCAUCAAUGGCCUUCCCUGCAAAAACCCAGCAAAUAUAACAGCCUCAGAUUUCAAAACCUCAUACCUCAAACAAGCUGGGGAUACCUUUAACUUCCUUCGAUCCUCUACAAACAUAGUGACUGCAGCCGAAUUCCCAGGCCUCAACACCCUGGGCCUCGGAAUGGCUAGGACUGAUUUGGAGGUAGAUGGUAUCGUGACCCCACACUCUCACCCUCGGGCUGCAGAAAUACUCUUUGUAAGCAAAGGGGUUGUUACAGUCGGGUUUAUUGACACCAAAAACCAGGUGUUUCAGAAGGUUCUAAAAGAAGGUGAUGUGUUCAUUGUCCCAAAGAGUAUGCUCCAUUUCUGCUUCAAUGCUGGAUUUGAGUUUGCCACCAUUUUUUCUGUCCUUAACAGCCAGAACCCAGGUCUAAUUGACAUAUCAGGGGCCGUGUAUGGUUCUAGCUCUGAGGCUGCCACAAAAAUGAAGGAAAGAAUGGCAUCUUUUUCUUCUCAGAAGGCUAAUUAUGACACCUCCCAAACAACAAUUUCACAACACACAGAAUUAUAAGAUGGGCUUAAUUGCAAUGUAUAUUAAUCAUCUUGCGUUUCUUUUCUUGGGGUGUGCUUGUAUGAAAGUGCGCAUCUCCCAAUGUAUAGUAUAAUUAUGGCUUGAAAUUGUAAGGUUGAAUUUGUAUGCCUAAUUACAUUUUUUACAGAUAUAAGAGGACACAAAUUUUUUACUCUCUGUAUCUUACAUACGAACAUGACAUUCUCCAAACCCACUUUGCAGCAUGGUGAUGGAAGAUAAUGAAAAGCAACAGCCUGGUAAGAAUAUCUACAAAGGGAUUGAUGUGCAGUUGCACGUACCCCCUGUUAAACUUGGUGAAACAACUAGAAACUCUUCUUAAUCCCCUCCAAACCUCAAUCAGGGGCAUGUUUGCCUGUUUGAUCAAAGGGCUAUAUUUAAUUGACUAUAGCACCAUAGAUCCCAAUGAAAGAGAGCUUCAUUGACUAUGGUACAGGUUAUGAACCUUAAAUUAAUACAACACAUGAAACAUCAUACUCCACCACACCACCAGUCAAUUUCAACAACUUCAUCUAUCCUACUAUGUGUGACUUUGAAGACCCAUAAUCAUAAACUUCACCCAAGUCUUGGAGGUGGCUUCGUUGUCAGAAAAUCUCUCUAAAACUAGCUAAUUUUCCAUCCAAAGUUCUAUCAUACUUUGUAUAUUUACCUUGACCCUAACUCAACAACCAUAUACAUUUUUUAAAAAAAAAAAAAAAAAUCGCAAAUUGAGGAGAAACAAAAGGGAGAAUUGUCACCAUCACCAAUUAAUAUUUUUUGUCAAGCAGACACGUUAAUGCUUAUGUCCAUAUAUUAGCCACUGAAUUAACAGUUCUAACCAUCAAACUUCUAUUCAGAAGAUGACCAACAGCCAUAUAUUACAAUAAUCACAAAGAUGGAUACCAACUGACAAGAUCUGAGGAAACCAUGUUCAGCAUAAUCUCAAACUUACCAGGUCAAGACUACAAU